AUGAUGGAAGAUUCCCGUAUUGCUGAUGAGUGUGUGGCAACCAUAGCCUUACCAGCAGGCUUGACUGAGAUGACACCAGCAGUGAGAGCUUCUGAUGCAUCGGAAAAUUCAGCUGUCUCCACCGCAUCCUCCGUAGACUUUGGUACUGUGGAGAUUCGAGAGUACGAACGCGUGGCUGGAGAUCAUCCAGAUGUUCAUGAUCCCUCUCGAGGACCUCCGUUAGCCAUUGGCUGGGCAUUCCACGAGAAUGCAGCCAUUUCGUUGAACUCCUUUGAAGAGAGCCGAAGAUUGACCCGAAGCCCAGCCUUGAGUCCAAUGAACGGAGAAAUGCGCAAGAACAUUCUCAAGCACGGCUUUCAAGUCUCUGAAACCGAGAUUCAAGCCAACAUGAAAGAGUCUAUGCGGUAUAAAAAGCUCAGGGAAAAGACCAACAAGCAAAGCAAGUUCGGUGAGCGGAUGGAAGGCUUGAUUCUGUCUGUAAAAAGAAGGUGA
This is a messenger RNA of Cylindrotheca closterium, 492 nucleotides long. The record is from the annotation of a GenBank genome assembly. Lineage: Eukaryota; Bacillariophyta; Bacillariophyceae; Bacillariales; Bacillariaceae.